AUGAUUGGCUUUCGCAAUCGAAAUAUCCGCGGACAGGCUCCCAACACUCGAUCCAUCGACAGUAUCCGACACGUGGAAGAUAAGUGCCUGGCAGCUGCGGCCAAGUACAACGCCGCACGAGCGGCUUUAUUGGCGCUGCAGAGUCCGGGAGAUCGGGAGCCAGAGCUCCGUGAGCUGCGCCGUGGCGAUCUCACGACACCUGAUGCCACAGAGCUCUGCAUUGAGGACCCAAAUGACAAUAUUGGGCAGGACGGAAAGGCAAAGUCGAAGAAACAGAAGAAGAUCGAUCAACUGGGGCUAGGUGAAGGGAAACGGAAGAUAUCGUGGAUCUGGAGGGUUGCGGGGGCAAUGGGAGAUGGUGGGGAUGACAUUUUGAAUGAUGCCCUGCGGAUUGAAUGGGCAAAGAGCCGGGCGCGCCAUCUGCGAUGGUCGGAGGAGGUGCUAUUGCUAAAGGAAGAGAUGAGACGGGUACGUAAGACCCUGGAGAAGAGAGCAGCCUGGUGGCAAGCACGUGAGGAACCCUGGGAGGGUUUGGAUAGGGCAGAAGCAGAGGGAGUGCGUGCAUACGCGAGACGACAGGCCGUGAUGGAAAAAGCCCUCUAUGAGUGCUUUACACGCCUGUGGGAUGACCCUCUGUCUCCCUUGGUGAAUCGGGAGGACAGUGGCGAGGGCCCUGGACCAGGGGUAGACCCCGCGCUAGAAGCAAUGCUGGAGGAGGAGGAGGAUUUCUAG
This is a messenger RNA of Laccaria bicolor S238N-H82, 732 nucleotides long. RefSeq lists its product as uncharacterized. Bases 1 to 732 code for a protein of 243 amino acids. NCBI's taxonomy places the organism in Eukaryota, Fungi, Basidiomycota, Agaricomycetes, Agaricales, Hydnangiaceae. The record is from RefSeq and is a predicted model, not a curated record. The transcript has 2 exons.